Harpegnathos saltator (Jerdon's jumping ant) is the source of this 447-nucleotide messenger RNA. Its product is annotated as histone-lysine N-methyltransferase SETMAR-like. Lineage: Eukaryota; Metazoa; Arthropoda; Insecta; Hymenoptera; Formicidae. The record is from RefSeq and is a predicted model, not a curated record. Gene Ontology annotation, molecular function: nucleic acid binding. The coding region runs from base 1 to 447 and encodes 148 amino acids. The transcript has 2 exons.
AUGCUCAAGAAAUACGAUUGCGGUGCUUCAAAACACGUCUAUGAUAUCGUAACAGGUGACGAAUCAUGGAUCUAUGCGUAUGAGCCCGAAAAAGUCUUCGGAAAAAUAAAGGAAACCAACCGCCGAAGACACAUCAUUCUCCACCAGGACAAUGCGAGCUCUCACACAUUGGCUCAAACAAGAGACUUUUUGAAAACUGAAAAAGUCGAAUUGAUGGGUCAUCCGCCAUACAGCCCUGAUUUGGCACCUAAUGACUUCUUUUUAUUCCUGCAAAUCAAAAAUAAAUUACGAGGUCAUCGUUUUUCGACGCCUGAAGAAGCGGUUGAUGCGUUCAAAAUGUAUGUUUUGGAGGUACCUCAAUCGGAGUGGAAAAAGUGCUUCGAAAAUUGGUUCAAGCGCUUGCAAAAGUGUAUUGAUCUUCAUGGAAAAUAUUUUGAGAAACAAUAA